This is a messenger RNA of Raphanus sativus (radish), 2236 nucleotides long. RefSeq names its product probable inactive poly [ADP-ribose] polymerase SRO1. The transcript has 7 exons. Gene Ontology annotation, molecular function: NAD+ poly-ADP-ribosyltransferase activity. The record is from RefSeq and is a predicted model, not a curated record. Bases 446 to 2080 code for a protein of 544 amino acids. Lineage: Eukaryota; Viridiplantae; Streptophyta; Magnoliopsida; Brassicales; Brassicaceae.
UUGUGCACGCAAAUUACAAGGAACCGCCGACUUAUACUUAUAGAUUUGUCGCCGGAGAGACAGUACUAUAUAUAUGUCUUGUCUUCUUCCAAACACUAUUUCUCUCUUCGUCCUCGCCGUUUUAGGGUUUUCGUUCCUCCAAUCAUCUCUUGUUGUUUGCAAUAGCAGAGAACCCUUACCUUGCGAUCUUUCUCUGUGAAGAAGAAUUCAUUACAAAGGAACACGUUUGUGGAAAAAUAAAAUAAAACUGGAGAAAAAGAGUGACAUCUCUUCUCUGUUUACUUUUACUUUUCUAAGACACAAGGCACCAAAAAUGAUGACAAGUCAGCCUGAUUUUUUCCAUGAUGAUGAUGUUGUUUUGCAAUCUUCAGGACUGCUAGAGAUUUAGUGUUCGCUGAGUUCCUCCUGUUCAAGGUUUUACGUUUAGCGUUGUUAGCAGAUAGAAAUGGAACCCAACAUCGUCAAGGUAUCGGAUAGUAGUUUUAAAGAUAAACUUGAAAAAAAGAGAAAGCAUCCCGCGUACUUUACUUCAUACGAUUCUGGAAGGUCAGUUGCAAAGCUGCAAUGCGUGCUCUUACCCAACGAAAAGCUUGAUAAAAGGAGAAGACAUGAUGGUGGAAACAAAGUUAAUGCUACUGAGAAUCUCUCUGGGAAGUCUCUGGUCAGAUACUACUCUUACUUCAAGAAGACGGGAGUCCCAAAGCGAGUACUGUUCUACGAGAACGGUGAAUGGACUGAUUUGCCUGAGCAUAUUAUUUGCACCAUCAGGAAUGAUCUUGAAGCAAAGAGAGCUGCGAUCGAGGUGAACUGUUACGGUCGCCAUUUUGUUCUUGAUUUCUUACAAAUGCAUCGACUGGACUUGGGAACUGGUGUUAAAACACCCCUCGCAUGGAUUGACAUUGCUGGGAAAUGCUUUUUCCCUGACAGCGUGGGAAGAGACUGUAGAGAAGAAGAAGAUCAUGGUCAAUGUGAGAUCAAGCUGCACCUCGAAAUCGAUAUCAACGGUGGGAAAUCACCGAAGCUGAAGUUGAACAGUAGUGAUAGCUGCAGCCUUGAGCUUGAUGAUGAUGAUGAUGAUGCUGUCCAGAGGCGGGACGAGACGGAAGCUAGUAUGUUCUCUGGUGUCAAGCCUGCUGAGGAGGAAGAACUUGAUGUAGACGCUGUCAAAGAGAAGUUUGUUUUAGGUAUGGCCGCUCUAGGACAUGUAGAGCUGCUCGAUGCGUAUAAGUUUUCAGGUGACGUCGCCAGAGAUCGUCAAUCUCUUUUCAAGAAACAAGCCGACGUCACUAAGCUGAGCCGAGGAGAUGCCAACGUUAGAUACGCUUGGCUUCCUGCGAAGAAGGAACUGUUAUCUGCAGUGAUGAUGCACGGACUUGGUGUGUGUGGAGAGUUGAUCAAAAAGUCAAAGUAUGGUGUUGGUGUUCACUUGGCUGCUGCAAACUGCCCUUACUUCAGUGCGACACAUUGUGAUGUUGAUGAAAACGGUGUGCGUCACAUGGUUUUGUGCCGUGUGAUAAUGGGGAAUAUGGAGCCACUUGGUGGUGAUAGAGCUCAGUUCUUUACUGGUGGAGAAGAGUAUGAUAAUGGAGUAGAUAAUGUGUCGAGUCCGAAGCAUUAUGUUGUCUGGAACAUGAAUAUGAACACUCAUGUUUGUCCAGAAUUUGUAGUUAGCUUCAAGCUGUUGUCUAUCCCCAAUGCUGAAGGGAAUUUACUUUCUGCUACUCAGAGUAAGCAUGAGAGUUCAGGGCUCACUUUGGAAGGAACCAAAGGAUCUCCCUCCAAUCAGGGGCUAGGAAGCGGAAACAACAGUGCAGGUUCCAGCACUAGGAAGCCCAGCUCUAAUUUGAUGCCUUACCCUCUGCUCUUCAAUGCAAUCUCAAGCAAAAUUGAUCCGAAAGCCAUGGACUUGAUCACUGCUUAUUACCAACAACUUAGGGAGAAGAAGCUAUCUCGAGAGGGAUUUUCGAAGAAGCUGCGGAUGAUUGUUGGAGAUGAUGAUCUGCUGAGAACCACCAUUACAGCUCUUCAACGCUUGCCACACCCUGCUAUUAAAAUGGAACCGAUCACAAGUGGCUAUUAAAGAUGGAGUUAGAAAAAUGUGUCGACUUCUUUGUGCUGUCUUGACUUUAUAAUAAGAUUAAGACAAGGAACUUGUUCCUUUUUUAGUUUUCUCUUUGUGAAACAAAUCUCCAUUGUCCAGAUAUUUCCUCAAUUUGAAUUUGUCUUUAUCGAUCAA